AGGAAACGUCUCCUUGGUAUCGUCACCCUCCCUGUUACCCUCUGAGGCGUCCACAAUUCAGUUGUGGUGGAGCUCUGCGGCUCUUUUCGGCAUGCUCGACAUAGCAGCCAACCAGCAGGCAGGUUCGCGUUCCAAAUAACACACAGCGUAGGAAAAAGUAGCUAUUUCCGAGGGAUAGUGGCUACUGUCUGCCGCCGGACCCGAACGAGAUAAGGCUUCCGUCCUCUCCUUGCUCACUAUCGCGCAGGGUCCUUGACGUCUUACAUCAUUCCCCUGCAUCUUGACGCCAGCCGAGAUGAAUAGCACAAGGCCGCUUAAAGCGACCGUCAACUGCGAUAUGGGUGAGGGCUUCUCACUCUAUACGAUGGGCGACGACGAGAAUCUCAUGAAGACCAUACACCUGGCAAACAUAGCCUGCGGGUUUCAUGCUUCUGACUUCUCCGUUAUGAAUAAGACCGUCCUCCUUGCCAAACUGAAUGGUGUUCUGGUGGGAGCGCACCCCUCGCUGCCAGAUCUACAGGGCUUCGGCAGGCGUGAGAUGGCCAUCGAACCCGACGAGCUCGAGUCGUGCUUCACUUACCAGGUGGGAGCGCUUGAUGGCUUCCUGAAGCGACACGACCUCUCCUUGAACCAUAUCAAGCCGCACGGCUCUAUCUACGGGCAGACGGCACGGUCGCUCGACCUUGCUAGGGCCGCUGUCAGGGUCUGUACGACAUUCAAAGGCUCUGCUGCGCACGAUUGCGGUGUCGCGUUUAUGGGUCUUGCAGGAACAGCUCACCAACAAGCUGCGAAUGAACUCGGCGUUCCUUUCAUUGCGGAGUGGUUUGCGGACCUUGAUUACAAUGACGAAGGGAAAUUACUGAUAACCAAGAAACACGAUCCCGUCCCUGAGGAGGUUGUGCGAAAACGAGUCCGCAAUCUCCUCGAUCUGCACAAGGUCACCACUGUAGGUGGAAACCUGCUGCCAAUCGGCGAGGGUGUAUCCGAGGUGUCCAUUUGCUGCCACUCCGACACGCCUGGCGCCGUCGAGAUCGCGCAAGCUGUGAAGGCCGAAGUUGACGCAAGCAACCGGCGGGGUGCGCAGUCGAUGGGUUCUGAACCUUGAUCGUAAAGCUUGAUGAAAGAAGAGACGAAGACAAACAGCACGCCGACAUAGGCACGCUCUGUCUAACAAUAGGCUCUCUUUGAAACGAAGGACUGCUUUUUGGUGAGGCAUCGAUGACUGGUCUACACAGAUGCCAGAAAUCGAAUGGGUUUGAGAGGUCGAAGCAGCGACAAGGCUUCCCUUGAAAC
Molecule: messenger RNA, 1293 nt
Organism: Coniophora puteana RWD-64-598 SS2
Lineage: Eukaryota; Fungi; Basidiomycota; Agaricomycetes; Boletales; Coniophoraceae
Product: lamb YcsF family protein
Exons: 10
Coding region: 296-1105 (269 amino acids)
Biological process (GO): carbohydrate metabolic process
Source: RefSeq, a predicted model, not a curated record